UAUCUCUCACAAUGAAUUGUUAAUAACUCGUGUAUCAAUUGUAGUCUCAGUUGUACAAUUCAAAGUUCAAAAUGAUCGUGUUGAGACAAUUUCAAAGUGCAAAUAAAUUUAUAUCGAAGCAAUUUAAAAAUUCAAAUUUAUUUAAAACUAAUAAAUUUCACACGAACACUUUAUUAUUGGGAUCGGAUAAGGAUGUUAUGAAGAUAGAAAUUCAAGAUAGAACUCUACAGUUUCCAAGUGUAUGGUUAAGAGACAACUGCCAGUGUGAACAGUGUUUCCAUCAAUCAGCAAAAAGUCGAAUUAUUGAUUGGAGCAAAUUCAACUUAAAUGUUAAGCCAAAGAACGUUAAAAGGGACGAUAAUUCCUUGCAAGUUACGUGGGACGACGGUCAUGUAUCCAAAUACAAUUUCAACUGGUUAAAAUUCCGUAGUUUCACAUCGGAUGAUCAACAAAAUUACACCAAUACUCUUUAUAAACCAGCAAAGAUUACAUGGCACGGCGACGAUUUUAGCAAAGUUUGCACUAAGCACGACUAUAAGGAAAUUUUAAAUUCUGAUAACGCACUAUACAACUGGUUACUGCAGUUUUCCAUAUAUGGAGUUGCUUUGAUACAGAACACACCGGAUUCAGAAACUGCUUUAGAUAGUAUUGUAGCAAAAAUAGGUUUUAAUAAAAAGACACAUUAUGGUGAAAAAUUUGUAGUGCAACAUGUAACUAACACUAGCAAUGUUGCAUAUUUAUCAAACAAUUUGCAAAUGCACACUGACCUACCGUACUAUGAGUAUUGUCCGGGUGUAAACCUACUACACUGUCUUGUGCAGACUCUCAGUAAGGGCGGUGAAAAUCUUCUAUCUGACUGUCAUUACACAGUCGCUUACAUGAAAGAGAAACAUCCUGAUGAAUACCGAAUCUUAACAGAAACAGAAGUAGAGUGGAGUGAUGUGGGAUGUGAAAAUGGCAAUGAAUUCUUUAAACUCUAUCGAUCACCGGUGAUAUGCCUAGAUAAAAAGGGUGAAGUGAUAAGGAUUAACUUUUCAAUUCCUCAAAGAGGUGCACAUUUCCCUGGACCCAUUGAAAGUGUAAAACCUUGGUAUAGAGCCCACACCCUCUUCUAUGAGUUGAAUAAACAAUUUUCGGCCAAGUUUAAGACAAAAGCUGGGGAUAUACUUGUGUUUGAUAAUAUUAGAUUGUUACACGGUAGGAAUAUGUACGAAGAUAAAAGUAACAAUGUAAGGAAGCUGAUCGGGGCAUAUGUGGAUUGGGAUGAAAUAUAUUCACGGUUGAGAUGUUUGAAAGUGAAGCUGCAACCAGAAGAUAGAAUAUAAAUUGCUGUACUCAUAUUUUAUAACUUUGUGGAAAUUACUAUGAAUAUAUUGUAUUGUUUUAUGUAUCAUAUUUAAUUAUUUGCUUGCUCUUUAUCGUAAUUAUAUUCAGGGUCAUUAGUUACUACAUCUUUUCAUUAGUGACCUCUCAAUUUUUCAAAUAGUAAAUCCAUUUUUUUAUUUACAUACAUAUUUCCAUAUUAACUUAUUAGGUUAAU
Molecule: messenger RNA, 1540 nt
Organism: Nymphalis io (European peacock)
Lineage: Eukaryota; Metazoa; Arthropoda; Insecta; Lepidoptera; Nymphalidae
Product: gamma-butyrobetaine dioxygenase-like
Exons: 1
Coding region: 72-1325 (417 amino acids)
Biological process (GO): carnitine biosynthetic process
Cellular component (GO): mitochondrion
Molecular function (GO): oxidoreductase activity
Source: RefSeq, a predicted model, not a curated record